This is a messenger RNA of Durotheca rogersii, 2811 nucleotides long. RefSeq names its product cytochrome P450 52A11. The record is from RefSeq and is a predicted model, not a curated record. The coding region runs from base 601 to 2220 and encodes 539 amino acids. NCBI's taxonomy places the organism in Eukaryota, Fungi, Ascomycota, Sordariomycetes, Xylariales, Xylariaceae. The transcript has 3 exons. Gene Ontology annotation, molecular function: monooxygenase activity; iron ion binding; heme binding.
UUCGAUUACUUAGGUAAGUUACCACCAUUAUCGCCACCAUCACUACCACGGCUAUUAGAGGUUGGGGCAAGUUAUAGGUAAGGGAUCAUCAGUAGGCUGGCCUAUAACCUGCGCUGGCCGGCUUUAGGUAGGUACCUACCUAGCCUUCUCGGGCAACAGGCCGAUCCCGUCACAUCCGUCCGUAGCGCUGCUUCAGUACCGAAGGUACGUACGUUACCUGCAUCCUAGCCAGCUGAGAUGCAUCGAGACUUGUUAGUCACGAAUCGUCCUCCUUACCGACCUACAUAGCCAAAUAAAUAGCUCGCUAUCCGCGGGCCCCAUAGCUUUGACGGCCUCCGCCCCCUCGAAACUUGGCCUCGGCCCGCCCAUUAUAAACUACCUAGAGUCCAUUGGUGAUCCUCUGCACCGAUGGGCUGACAUACUCCCUCUAUACCUAGAUAAAAGCGUGCCUCACCCGAUUCCAUUUCCGUACUUCACCAUCACCCUUCUAACUCCCCUUCUCCCGACUACUAUCGACUUAGCGUAACGAAGACGGCGAUAGUGAUUCCUGCCUGUUGAUAUCUAGGACUGCUGCUGACCGCCGCCCGCCCUCGCGCUACCAUGGGCUUUGUCGAGGCUGCGCUGGAUCAUGCGUCCGCCAAGUCCGCCCUCAUCCUCGUUGGCCUCGUCUUCGUGGCAUGGAGGGUCUACGUCACGGUCGAUCGGCGCACUCGACUGAGGCGUCUGGGUGUGCCCGGCUUCCGGGCCAAGUCUACGCUGCCAUUUGGUGUGGAUUUGAUUCAGAGGCAGGUUACUGCCACCAUGAAACACAAGAACUACGAGAUGUUCCUCGAGUUGAUGCAUGGUUCUCCCGACUACACGGUCGAGAGUCACAUUAUGGGGAUCCGUGCCAUCAUGACGGCCGACCCCGAGAACAUCAAGGCCAUCCUAGCCACUCAGUUCCAAGAUUUCGGUAAGGGCGAGCAGUUCCACGAGGACUGGUCCGAGUUCCUCGGCGACAGCAUAUUCACCACCGACGGCCAGCGCUGGCACGCCAGCCGGCAGCUCCUCAGGCCCCAGUUCUCGAGGGAGCGCAUCAGCGACCUGCACUGCUUCGAGUCUCACCUUGAAACCUUCUUCAAAGCCAUCGCCAACGGCGGCGUCCUCGACGGCGAGACGCAGCAGGUCGACAUCGAAGCCGGCAACGGCAAGCCUUUCGACAUCAGCGAGCUCUUGUUCAGAUAUACUCUCGACGUUGCCACCGACUUCUUGCUAGGCAUGGACGUGCAGUCACUCACCACCCCUCGCCAACCCUUCGCCGACGCGUUCAACGAGGUACAGCGAGUGCAGAACAUCAUCGCGCGAAGCCGGCCGUUGACGGCCCUCGUGCCGAAGCGGACGUUCCGACAGGGGCUGAAGCUGGUGAACGAGUUCUGCGGGAUCUACAUCGACCGGGCGCUGCGGCUGAGCGCGGAGGAGCUAGCGACCAAGACGAAAUCGGACAGCGACUACACGUUCUUGCACGAACUCGCCUCGUUUACACGCGACCGCAAGGUGCUGCGGGAUCAACUGAUCGCCGUGCUGCUUGCGGGGCGCGACACGACGGCGGCGACGCUGUCGUGGACCUUCUACGAGCUCGGGCGCCACCCCGAGGUCGUGCAGAAGCUGCGCCGCGAGAUCAUCGAACGCCUCGGGCCGGACCCGAACCACACGCCGACCUACGAGGAUCUCAAGGCGAUGAAGUACCUCCAGAACGUCAUCAACGAGACGCUGCGCCUCUACCCGGCCGUGCCGUUUAACGUGCGCACCGCCCUCAGGGACACGACGCUACCGCGCGGCGGGGGGCCGGACGGCACCCUGCCGCUGCCCGUGCUCGCCGGCGACCCCAUCGGGUACUCGACGCUCGUGAUGCAGCGGCGGGCCGACUUCUACCCUCCGCCGUCGGGCGAGAAGGGCCGGUACAUCGACCCGGCGGUGUUCAGCCCGGACCGGUGGUUCGAGUGGCAGCCGAAGCCGUGGCACUACAUCCCGUUCAACGGGGGGCCCCGGAUCUGCAUCGGGCAGCAGUUCGCGCUCACGGAGAUGGCGUACGUGCUGACGCGCGUGUUCCAGCGGUACGAGCGCGUCGAGAACCUCAUGUACGAGAUCGACGGCGGCAAGCCCAAGAUGAAGGCCGAGAUCGUGAUCCAGCCCGGCGACGGCGUCAAGGUCGCGCUGUGGGAGGCGGCGAAGACCGGCUGAGUGCGUAGCGAAGAUGUACCUAGGUAAGGGUCGGGUGAGAGACCUCGGCUCCGUUGGGAUGCAGGAGAGGAGGACGGGGAAGAGAAGGGGAGCAUACUCACACGCAGAGGAGGCAAAGGUUGUUGCAGGUAACCACUCCUUACUUUUGGAAAACUGUGGUUGCGAUUAUUUUUGGGAGUUGGGCCGGAUGCCGGUUGGAUAUAGCAAGGGAGGGGCCCGAAGCUAGCAGCAAAUGCCGGAUCUUUGUACCUACACGUUAGUUUGGCUUUUCUCAAAUACCUCGAAUUAUAGGAUACCAGAUCUCGUCUUCUCCUCCUCGCCGUCUCCGCCUCGGUGGUGGGAGUAGUGUGCAUAUGCCCACCUAGCUCCCUCCUUUCCUCUCGGGAGAUGAGGAGAGAGAGGGGGAAAGGGGAAGGGGGAGGUUGCUAUUAGGUGAGUACGGUGUCUCGGGCCGGAAGGCUAUCUGGCACAUUUCAGAGGGAGGCAAGAAGCUGUGUGUGUGUGCACGUCAUGCGCUACUAAUAUUGCUCUGAGGCCUGGAGAAAAAAAGCAACCCCCAGAGACUACAAGGAAUUGGCCGUACUUCUUCUA